CCCAAAGCCUUUCUCCUAUUAGGAAAUAUAGCUGCUUGCCUUACUAUUCUAUACUAGUUUCGAUCCUUGUUCCUUAGUCUUCCAUGGAGGACGUUAAGCAACCGCUUCUACAUUACCCUCGGGAAGUCGACGAGGACAACCACCUCCAAUCGCAGUUACUUUCUAAAGCCUCAAACGCCUCCUUCUCCUCCACCACCUUUACCCCCGGCACCCAUGACGUCCCUCCGAUCAACAGCGUUCGCGACUUCUUUAGAGAAUUCUUGACUGAGUCCAAGAAGCUCUGGUUCCUUGCCGGCCCCGCCAUCUUCACCUCCAUCUGCCAGUACUCCCUUGGCGCCAUCACUCAAGUCUUUUCAGGCCAGGUUGGCACUCUGGCUCUCGCCGCCGUGUCCGUCGAGAAUUCUGUCAUCGCCGGUUUCUCCUUCGGUGCCAUGCUUGGCAUGGGGAGCGCACUAGAAACAUUAUGUGGCCAAGCGUUCGGAGCAGGACAGCAUGAUAUGCUAGGGAUUUACAUGCAAAGAUCAUGGGUCAUCCUCAAUUCAACGGCUUUGAUCCUAAGCUUGCUAUACAUAUUCGCGGGCCCAAUUUUGAAUCUAAUAGGGCAGACGGCAAGCAUAUCCAAGGCCGCCGGAAUAUUCUCAAUAUGGAUGAUACCACAAUUGUUUGCUUACGCCGUUAAUUUCCCCAUGGCAAAGUUCUUACAGGCGCAGAGCAAGAUGAUGGUGAUGGCGGUGAUAGCCGGUGUGGCCUUGUUUCUGCACACCGUAUUUAGCUGGCUCUUGAUGUUAAAGCUUGGGUUGGGUCUAGUAGGCGCAGCCAUUGUACUAAACGCAUCAUGGAUAUUCAUAGAUGUGGCCCAGUUCUUGUACAUUAUCAGCGGAACUUGCGGCCGCGCCUGGACCGGCUUCUCCUGGAAGGCUUUUCAACAUUUAUGGGGAUUCGUGAGAUUGUCACUGGCGUCCGCAGUAAUGCUCUGUUUAGAGAUAUGGUAUUUUAUGGCAUUGAUACUCUUCGCUGGAUAUUUAAAGAACGCAGAAGUAUCAGUAGAUGCAUUGUCUAUCUGCAUGAACAUAUUGGGAUGGACGGUCAUGGUUGCUUUGGGAAUGAAUGCAGCUAUAAGUGUGAGAGUUUCCAAUGAAUUGGGAGCAGGACAUCCAAGAACAGCUAAAUUUUCAUUGGUGGUCGCUGUCAUCUCUUCAUUUCUAAUUGGUCUCAUCAUCUCGCUUAUACUGAUAAUCUUUAGGAAUAAAUAUCCAUACUUAUUUUCAAAUGAUACACAAGUUCAAGAUCUCGUUAAGGAGCUCACUCCACUGUUGGCUCUUUGCAUAGUCAUCAAUAAUGUUCAACCUGUCCUUUCAGGGAUGGCCAUUGGAGCUGGAUGGCAAGCAGCUGUUGCCUAUGUAAACAUUGCAUGUUACUAUAUCUUUGGAGUUCCUUUGGGUCUCACAUUAGGUUAUGCGCUUGACAUGGGCGUCCAGGGAAUUUGGUAUGGGAUGCUAUCAGGGACGGUUGCACAGACUUGUGUCCUAUUUGCAAUGAUUUACAAAACCAACUGGAACAAAGAGGCUUCAAUUGCUGAGGAGAGGAUAAAGAUAUGGGGAGGUAAUAGUAACUCCGAACAGACCAAUGUGGAAAAUAAUGCAUAAACAUGAUUACGCAAGAAUAACUGAGGUGAAAUUUUGGCCCAGUGUGAUGUGAUAUAUUGUGUGAAGAUGAAGUUGAAGUUCAUUUCAUCCAGCAAAUGUACCGUUCUAGCAACAGCUCUUCCGCCCACUUUUUUCUUUUGUUGACCGUCAGCCUUUAGUGAGCCUGGUUUCUAUUGGCAUUCUUCGCGCCCACGUGUCUUAUUCUUUUUACCAUUUUGAUAUUUUUGGAAUUUUCUCUAAUAUUAUAAUUUUUUAAGCU
Messenger RNA from Theobroma cacao (cacao), 1905 nucleotides. Its product is annotated as protein DETOXIFICATION 29-like. NCBI's taxonomy places the organism in Eukaryota, Viridiplantae, Streptophyta, Magnoliopsida, Malvales, Malvaceae. Gene Ontology annotation, cellular component: membrane. Gene Ontology annotation, biological process: xenobiotic detoxification by transmembrane export across the plasma membrane. Gene Ontology annotation, molecular function: antiporter activity; xenobiotic transmembrane transporter activity. The record is from RefSeq and is a predicted model, not a curated record.